AUGAGAACUGGCGUUAAAUGUUCGACGUCAUCACAUUCUGAACCACCACAUCGUUAUCAUAAUUUACUAUAUAUUCCAUGUGGAUCUGGAUAUAGUGCAUCGUCAGGUACAUCGGCAUCAUCAUCAACAAAUCUUACCCCUGUUGAAUAUAUAAUAUAUCCUAUUGGUUUACGUAAGGGUCAAGUUCGUAAAUUAGAGGAUGAGUAUCAAAAAUUUAUUCAUAUUUAUCAAGAAAUAAUAAUACGUUUGGAAAAAUUAGAAACAUUAUUAUCCGAUGCUGAACGUAUUGUUGAUUUUACUCGAAUAUCGCAAGUUCAAGAUGAAUUACGAAGUGUUCGAACUCAACUUGAUGAUUUACUUAAUCUUGGUCAAGAACUUGUAUCAAAAAGUGAAAAAUAUAGCAAACUUGUUGCACCUGAUAUUGAAAAUAUUACACGAAAAUUUGAAGAUUUACAACGUCGUAUACGUACUAUUCAGGAAUCACAGGAAAAACGUUCAAAAGAACAACAUCAUUAUCAGCAACAACAACAACAACAACAACAACAACAAUUUACAACAACAUCAACAACAGCAAAUACUAUUCAAGAUGAUCAUCGUGAUGAUACGCGUCGUGAAUAUUAUUCCGAAAGAAAAUAUAAUCGUGUACAACGUGAAUCACGUCAUCGAUCACCAUCGGAAUCGUCGGAUAUAAGUACAGCACAUGGUGUUAUUGAUGAAGAAUUUAAAAAGAAAUAUUUACGUUGUUUGGCUUAUAUGAAAUUAAUUGAACGUUUAUAUGAAAAUCAACAAGAAAGUGAUGAAGAUUCGGAAACAAUGCAUCGAAGAUUAUCUAGACGAGAUCGAACAUUUCGUGAUCGUCCAGAAUAUGAAGAAAUUGAAAAAAUUAUACGUGAAACAGAAGAACGUGCUUAUGUUAUUGAAAAAACGGAUGUUGAUCAAGCUAAUCGUAUAAGAGAAAAAAUUCGUCGAUUAAGAGAUUGUUUGGAAAAUCUUAAAUAUCGUUCCACUCAAUAUCAAAACAAUAAUGAUGAACAAAUUACUCGAUAUAAUGAACGAUAUGAAGAACAUGUUAAAACAACAGAUAGAACAGUACCAAAAGAACGGGAAUUCGAUUCCGAUUUUAUUUAUGAUAUUGAUGAUACACGUUCAGUUAUAAGUGAACCAGCACCACAAUUUAAUGCAAAAUAUCGUAAAACAAUUCAUUCACUUGAACGUUAUAAAACUGAUGAACAAUCUCGUUGUGUUCCAACAGUUGAAGAAUAUCAUUUACAACCAUUAUUACGUGUACGAAGUUUAAAAGCUAUUGAUCAUCGUACAUUAAGUGCACCAUCAUCACCUGUUUUACCACCACGUUAUCGUUCUCAUGAACGUGCAAAUGUUCAAUAUAAAAAACAAUCAAUGAAUCAACAAGGAUAUCAAGAUAAUUAUCAAAGUUCAAUAUCAAAAUCAGCUAGUUUACCCAAUGGUGGUUUUCCUGUACAAGUACCAAUAGUACCAGCUCAUAUUCCUCAACAACCAGUAAUGUAUCGUGAACGAGUUAUUGAUCGACAUGUAGCUGAACGAAGUACAUCACGUGCUGAUUCUCAUCGACAACAACAACAACAAGAAAGUGCUAGUAUGCAAGCACGUUCAUCGACUAUAAGUGGACAAAGCCAAACACUUAAUCGAGCAAUACCUAUUCGUUAUGAAGCAUCAAAUGUUGUUGUUAAUGGUAGUAGUGGCGGUGGUGGUGGGGGUAGUCAUAGUGCAUCAUCUAGUUAUCGACAAACAAAUGGUCAUAGACAGGAACAAUAUCCACCAUAUUUUUAUAAUGAACAAUAUCCAGGAGCGGGUGGUGCUGGUGGUAGUUAUCGUCAACAAGCUUAUGCAACUCAACAUAUUGGACCACAUCCUACACGAAUUGUUAAUUAA
This is a messenger RNA of Adineta steineri, 1911 nucleotides long. The record is from the annotation of a GenBank genome assembly. Lineage: Eukaryota; Metazoa; Rotifera; Eurotatoria; Adinetida; Adinetidae.